CUGAUAGGCGGCACUGAUUGGCAGCACUGAUAGGUGGCACUGAUUGGCACUGAUGGGUGACACUGAAAGGCAGCUCAGAUGGGCACUGAUAUGUGGCAUUGAUGUGCACUGGUGUGCACUGAAUAGUGGCACUGAUGUGGCACUGGCACAAGGCACUGAUGAGCACUGACAUAAGGCACUGAUGGACACUGACAGGUGGCACUGCUGGGGCUACACUGAUCAGCAGGGCACACUGAUCAUCAGUGCCCUGCGCCGAUCGCCGCGCUGCGCACUCUCUGAGCCGCGCAUGCACAGUGAGAUUGGGAGGACGUCAUAUGAC
This is a messenger RNA of Staurois parvus, 319 nucleotides long. The record is from the annotation of a GenBank genome assembly. NCBI's taxonomy places the organism in Eukaryota, Metazoa, Chordata, Amphibia, Anura, Ranidae.